AUGAAGCACAUGGAACUUGCACCACCGCCAACGGAUCAAACGUUCUAUAUGCCGCAUCACCCCGUUAUAAAAGAGUCAAGUGUCACGACUAAAUUGAGAGUCGUGCUCAAUGCGUCCGCCAAAACCACCACCGGGAAUUCGUUGAACGAUGCAUUAUUUGUUGGUCCCCAAUUGCAACCUGAUUUAUAUUCUAUUUUAACACGUUUCAGAACGCAUCGCUACGCAGUAACCGCGGACAUCGCGAAAAUGGACCGCCAAAUAUGCAUGUCCACGAAAAACCUCGAUCUACAACGUAUUGUCUGGCGUCGUGACCCGACGUUACCCAUAAAGGAUUAUCGCAUGUUGCGCGUUACUUAUGGCGUUGCCGCCGCGUCCUACUUAGCAGUUAAAUCGCUGGAACAAACCGCAAAAUAUUCGUCACACAUUUGUGAGAAGAAUGCUGCCGUCAUACAUAAGGACUUUUACAUGGAUGAUCUCCUCACUGGUGCGUCUUCUAAAGAAGAGCUGCUAGGUUUGCAACGAAACGUCUCCGAAAUACUGAAGGAAGGGGGUUUUGAACUUCGAAAAUGGGCGUCUAAUUGUGCGGAGCUUUUUGAAAAUGUUUCGAAUGCAUCAGAAAAUAUAUUACACUACCUAGUCGAUAGUAAAGAUGUCCAUGCCUUGGGCCUUAUAUGGAAUACAGAGGAGGACUACUUCACGUUCUCAGUUAAUCUGAAUCAACCACCCACUAUUUUAACGAAGAGAAAUUUCUUGUCUGAUGCUAGCACGCUUUUCGAUCCACUGGGGCUGCUCGCUCCAGCGACCAUAAGAUCAAAGAUGUGGUUUCAGGAGAUCUGGCGUAUGAGUGUCGAUUGGGAUGACGUUAUUCCAGACUGCAUCGCAGCACAGAGGCGACAACAUCGCUCGGAAUUGCUACUGCUAUCAAGUUUAAAGAUAAGUCGCUGGUUUGGCACAGGAGCAGGUGAGUCGUUCACUGAGCUACAUAUUUUCGCUGACGCUUCCGAGCGCGCUUACGCUGCCGUAAUGUACGCGCGCACAUUACACAACGACGGCAGUAUUACUGUCGUGCUGAUCUCGUCGAAGACUAAGGUAGCACCACUUAAAACAACAACCCUGCCGCGCUUAGAAUUGUGCGCUGCACAUCUUGCUGCUAAAUUGGCGCGAAGCGUGUUACAUAGCUGGGGUGAUCUCCGCUAUCCGAUCUACGCUUGGACUGACUCAAUUAUCACAUUGGCAUGGCUUCAGGCGCAUCCUAGUAAGUGGAUAACUUUCGUUGCCAAUCGCGUUGCUGACAUACAAGAAGUUUUACCGCCUGAAUGUGGAACCAUAUCCGCUCUGAACUGA
Molecule: messenger RNA, 1344 nt
Organism: Anastrepha obliqua
Lineage: Eukaryota; Metazoa; Arthropoda; Insecta; Diptera; Tephritidae
Exons: 1
Coding region: 1-1344 (447 amino acids)
Source: RefSeq, a predicted model, not a curated record